UACUUUGUAGUAUCUGCACAUUUAUAUCUCUUUUUUUUCUUGAUUUUCUUGUUCAGAAGACCAUCGUAUAAACACUCAAAUUCCCAUGUCAGCUCUAACCAGCCGACACAUUUAUUUAAAAAGAAAUUAUUGUAUUUUGUAAAGAAAAAUGGGAUGAAAUUUUAUUGAUCUUUGUAAAAUACUACAUUUGCUAAUUAUCAAAUUGACUCCUAUAAAAGAAUUUAUUUAUCCUUGAGAGAAUUUAUCGGCUCCACCAAAGUAAAUGGUGAGCGCAAAAGCCUUCUACUAUAAAACUUUAAACUACUUUUUCAGAAUAAUGAAGAAAAAUAAACAUAUAUUAGAGUGGUCAAACAUGGAUUCGCAGCAAGUCACUCUACUUCUGUGUGCUUUGUGUUGUAGAAACUAGGAAUUGAUCUCUUAACCGAGGAAAACUAAUUUAUCUUGAGCUUGACACAACACAAGCCCGUUACUCCUCCUGCAACCAACAACAUGUUUGAUUUGUCCACUUCUUAGAAGCCUCUAGUUAAGGCAGAGUCUUUCUUCAUACCAAAACAUUCCUUCCGCUUCCUCUUUUCUUUCUUCUCUCUGUUAAUUAGAAAAAAAUGUCAGCUUUGUGUCCAGUCUGCAACGUAACGCUUCCUCUUCCCCAAAUCGAAAGCCAUGUGAAUUCCCACUUCGACGACGACGAAAUCGAUCCACGAAUCGCAAGCGACCACUACUUGGCUCUGCAACUCGCCUCUGAUCCUUCUUCUUCAACCCCAAAGGAAGCUCCUUUCCUCGACCCACUUAACAAAACCGUUCCUUUUGCCUCCUUGGCGCGUUCACAGACCAAGAGCCCAUUCCACAUAGUUGAAAACGGUGGUUUGAUUUGUUUGCUUAAGACUUGCUUAGAGUCAAAGACCAAACCUUUGGAGUCCAAUACGAGUUUACUAUCGGGCUACGUUGAUCAUUUUCAAUCCACCAAGGAGGAUAAAGGAUGGGGAUGCGGGUGGAGGAACAUCCAAAUGCAAUGCUCUCACUUGCUUUCUCGUAGAGAUCAAGAAGUUAAAAGAGUUCUCUUUGGCGGCUCUGAGUUCGUUCCCGACAUCCCCUCGCUUCAGCGGUGGUUAGAGUUGGCUUGGAGGAGUGGCUUUGACGUCUCUGGAGGUCUGCAUUUCGACAAGCGUAUAUACGGUUGUAAGAAAUGGAUUGGGACUACUGAGUGUGCUGCGUUGUUGCGUUCUUUCGGGUUGAGAGCUAGAGUUGUUGAUUUUGCUCCUGAGAAGUCUCGGUCGAUGUAUCUUUCGGUUCCUGGCUCUGCUGUUGCGCCUAAGAGGAGGGGGUACGGUCCUAUGGAUAGAUACGUGGUUAGAAAGGGUGGAAGUGGGGUGGAGAAAGGAGGUGACUCUCUUGGUUCUAGUUCUUCUUCUAGGACCAGCAAAGGAGCGGUUUUGAUGGAAUGGGUUUGGAAUUACUUUUCGGACAACAGGUUGGAUGUUUCUUCUGGUGUUCAUAUCACGAAUAAAGGGCCUUUGUAUUUUCAACAUGAAGGCCACUCGAGAACAAUCGUUGGGAUUCAAAGACGGUUGCAAGGAACUACGUUUACUCCUCAGUACAAUCUCCUGAUUCUGGACCCAGCUGAUUUUACUAGAGGUAUAGAGAAAGCGCUUGUAGAUAAGAGAGGGUGGGAGGGGUAUCUUAAGAGAGGAGCUCACAGUCUGACGUGUCCCGAGUAUCAGAUGUUGUACGUUGAUAAUGGGAUUGCUGUUGGCGAGGAGUUGGAGCAGCUCAAGACCAUUGAUAGUCACUUUGUUGAAUUCUAAUGGCUUUCAUAAAAAAAACAGAAAAAUGAUUAUUAGAGGAAUCUUGAAUUGGUUGCAAUUUGUACUUUUGUAUCAUAACAAUUGUUAUUUUGGGAAUCAUGAACUAGUUGCAACUGUAUAAUUCUGUACCAUAUAUACAUUUGUUUGCUAAGUAAGCCAAUUUAAACAUUUUUCAA
Molecule: messenger RNA, 1978 nt
Organism: Brassica rapa (field mustard)
Lineage: Eukaryota; Viridiplantae; Streptophyta; Magnoliopsida; Brassicales; Brassicaceae
Product: zinc finger-containing ubiquitin peptidase 1
Molecular function (GO): ubiquitin-like protein peptidase activity
Source: RefSeq, a predicted model, not a curated record